Amoebophrya sp. A25 is the source of this 1903-nucleotide messenger RNA. Lineage: Eukaryota; Dinophyceae; Syndiniales; Amoebophryaceae. The record is from the annotation of a GenBank genome assembly.
GUCCAGCCCCUCGCCUUUUGCCGCCUUCGGAGGCCUUGCACACCCGGCGCACUGCUUCGGCGGCGAAGCAUAUCGGAGGCAUGUAGGGCACAGGCAGGCAGCUGGAAGGGGGCGGAGGCGGUCCUGUGGGCUCCUUUUGAAGCCUUCCACCUACAUCGGAGGCCUGUAGGAUACAGCCAGGCAGCUGGAAGGGAGCGGAGAAGGCCCCCUGGGCCCCUUUUGAGGCCUUUCGCCCCCGGCAGACGGCUCCCGAAGGGGUCCAGGGCUACCAGUGCCCACCCCUGCGCUAGGGGGGGGGUGCCGUACCCUUGCGCCCUGGCUCAUAUAUUGUUACGCGUAUCUAUAGCAUAAGCAUAUCAACAACUUUUGCAUCUGGGAAAGUAAUCAUAUGGUAAAAAUGCGAUAGUUCUCUUCAAGUUCAAUCGGCUUUACAUGCUCCAUGAAAGGCCUUAGUUCUCAAAGAUGGAGGUAACGGAAACUGAGGCACAAGAAGAUGUGCCACUCCUCCAAGAACAUGCAAAAGAGGUCGUCUUCUGUCCGAUACCUGGCUUACAAUGGGUCCAAGCUUUCGCUACCAGUCGAGUUCGACAUCCUGUCGAAGAUAGAUGGAGGCACGAGCAUGUCGCCGGUGCCAGAGGUCUGAUCAUUUGCCGCCCAGAGGCUUUGCGUUUGAGUAGGUCUCUCGAUGCGAAUGCUUUUGCUCCAGCGAGAGGUAACACGAAAGAAUGUACCUCUGCGACUGAGGAUGUGCUGCUGGCUGGAGAUCGUCAACAAGGAAUGGAGCACCAUGCUCGUGCAAAAAACGAUGACCCAGGACGAGAGCAUCCUGACGAAGUGCAACAGCCAAAACGUCGAAGGCUGAGCGUAGAGGAGGACAUUCGAAUAACCCAGUAUAAGGAAUAUUGGACCUGCGCAAAACCAGUGGGGGAAACAAGUAGUCCGCUUGAGCGCGUAGAUAUCCUCUACUACGAAAAUGAGGACGACCUCGUAGAUUUGGUAACCAAGCUUCACUAUGUACCAGAAGAAGACCAGGUUGAAGAUGAUGAAAUGAAAGCUCAUAGAUGCAAGAGCUUACCUGUUGCUGACCCGUCCUCCGUUCUUCAUCUGGGGAGAGACGAGGUGCAUCAUGAUGCGGUACCAUCGUCUGACAGAGAGCACACCCAUGAUCAUCAGCAAAUAUAUUCCAAACAAACCCUCACACGCCAGCUCGAACAGAUCCAUUGGGUAGCGGUGAUGUUAGAGCCGCAUAUACCACCCACACAUAUAAUGGCACUGCUGCUCGUGCAGUUGCGCGCUCUUCUUCGACACCUAUCCGAUACCUGCCGAAUCUCCCUUGUCAUGCCCGCAGACCUACCGCUACCUGAUGCGACGCAAACCAUUCUUCAAAACGACGGCUUUGCGCUUAUUGCUUUCCCACCAGAACACUGCAUGUAAUUUCGGAUAUUAUCUUCCUCAGCUACAACUAGAAGAUCAACAUGAUUUAAGUAAUGAUAAGUGGUCCCCUGCUGCCAUGAAAUGUGUUGUUCUCCUAGUUUAAUGCCGAGGAAAAAAAAUCAUGUAAAUUUUUGAAUCUUGUCGAUGAAAGAUGGACACAUUGCGGUGGUGAACAUGAAUAUUUAUUGAGAAAAAUGAAUCAAUCAUGUGCACGUAAUGCUGAAAACAGGACACAAAUUAUGGAUGCAGGAGCAUUAUAAGCCUGAGAUGGACGCACGCGAUGCGCUUCUUCGGAAAGGACAGUGUCAAUGUGAUUGUGAUAUUACGUAUCUUCAAACUUAUUAUCAGUCUCGACAGGCCGCUUUGAAGAAAAAUGUCACACAAAUUGGUUUUGACUCAGAGUAUAUUUCAUACAACAAUGUAGUAGUCAAAAUUUCAACGUCGCACAAAGGGAACAAGAAAAAUGCAC